This is a messenger RNA of Dermochelys coriacea (leatherback sea turtle), 1297 nucleotides long. Its product is annotated as putative olfactory receptor 52P1. The coding region runs from base 47 to 985 and encodes 312 amino acids. Gene Ontology annotation, biological process: G protein-coupled receptor signaling pathway. Gene Ontology annotation, cellular component: membrane. The transcript has a single exon. Lineage: Eukaryota; Metazoa; Chordata; Testudines; Dermochelyidae. The record is from RefSeq and is a predicted model, not a curated record. Gene Ontology annotation, molecular function: olfactory receptor activity; G protein-coupled receptor activity.
AGGCACCUUGAGCAUUUCUGAAUUGUAUCGACGCAUCAACCACCUCAUGGCAGCUUUCAACCGCACCACCUCUGACCCUUCAACAUUCAUCCUAAUGGGCAUCCCUGGCCUGGAGGCUGCCCAUAUCUGGAUUUCCAUCCCUUUCGCUACAUUAUACAUUAUCAGCCUGUUGGGAAAUUUCACGCUUCUGUCUGUUGUAGGUAAGGAGCAGACCCUGCACAAGCCGAUGUACCUGCUACUCUGCAUGCUGGCGCUUACAGAUAUCGCCACACCUACCUUUGUCGUACCAAAGGCACUGUGUAUAUUUUGGUUUAAUUUGAAAGGCAUUACUGUGGCUGGCUGCCUCACGCAGAUGUUCUUCCUCCAUAUGGUUUCUGUUAUGCACUCAUCCACCCUUGUGACAAUGGCCUUCGAUCGCUACAUUGCCAUAAAUAACCCUCUGAGAUACGCCACCAUCCUCAGCAAUGCACGACUAGUUAAGCUAGGGCUUGUAGGUUUGAUAAGAGCUGUUCUCUUCAUUCUGCCUCUACCCCUGCUCAUGAGUCAGCAGCCAUUCUGUGCCAACCACAUUAUCUCCCACACGCAAUGUGAGUACAUAGCUGUGGCAAAGAUGGUGUGUGGGGACAUCAGAGUCACCAGGAUAUAUGGCUUGGUGCUAAUGUUUGUAAUCAAUGGGUUUGACUUGACGCUCAUUGCCCUGUCUUACGGUCUGAUCAUCAGGGCUGUCCUCAGAAUCUCCUCUAAGAAAGCCCACCAGAAAGCCCUCAACACCUGCACAGCCCACAUCUGUGUGAUGCUGACAUAUUAUACCCCUGGCCUCUUCUCCAAUAUCACACACCAGCUCAGUCAAGGCAUCUCUCCCUACAUUCACAUCAUCUUGGCCAACAUCUAUCUCCUUAUCCCUCCGAUGCUCAACCCUAUCAUUUAUGGGGUCAAAACCAAAGAGCUUCGUGACAAAGUAGGCAAAUACACCUGCAGAAGGUGAUUGCCUGUGGUCACUGACUUUAAACACGGGUGACUAGAGGGGGAAAGCGUAUCUCCUCGUUAAUCAAGGGCACCCUGUCACAGUUUGGUUGAGCUAAGCAUUGUGGAAGUUCACAGUCUGAGAAGUUCCUCCCACCCAAUAUCUUAUUACUGCAUCAUUAAGCACUGCUCUUUCUAUUGCUGAGUUCCCUCUCUCUGACCAUCAUCUGACCUCUUUCAUUGUCACCCAUCAGCCUCCCUCCCCACACACCGUGUUACUCAGCCUUUCCGUGACUCGAAGGCUAUGUCUGUACUACCAUGGUAAGUGAACCUA